UUAAUCAAGAAACGUUGAGCGAGCUCUAUUCGCAGGGAGAGAGAGCGAAAAUGGAGGAAGAUGGGUUUGAGGGAGAACCGAAUAGAGUGGAGCUAGGGACUUGCUUGAGUAGCUACAUCGACAAUGGCUCCACAGAGAGCCACAGAUACUUCCUUUGCCGAAGAACAGUUCUGGAGAUGCUUAGGGACCGCGGUUACACUCCCACCACCUCUGAUGCCGACCUCACUCUCCAACAAUUUCGAGAAAUUUACGGCCAAUCGCCCGAUGUUGAUCGCCUCAAACUCUCCGCCGUUCAUCGCUCCGAUCCCUCCAAAAGAAUCCUGGUAAUAUUUUGUGGGACUGGUUCAGUCAAGGUUAAUGCUAUUCGCAAUAUUGCUGGCCAAAUUGUUAAUAAAGACACUUUGCACGGUCUCAUUCUAAUUGUGCAAAAUCAAAUUACAAACCAAGCUAUGAAAGCAGUUGAUCUUUUCUCAUUCAAGGUUGAAAUAUUCCAGAUUACUGACUUACUCGUUAAUAUCACAAAGCAUGCGUUAAAGCCAAACCAUCAAGUGCUAACCGAGGAAGAAAAACAAAAGCUUUUGAAACAAUACAGCAUAGAGGAGAAGCAGCUUCCUCGCAUGCUACGCACUGAUGCUAUUGCUCGAUACUAUGGACUUGAGAAGGGGCAAGUCGUAAAAGUGACUUACGAUGGCGAUAUGACCAUGUCGCAUGUAACUUACCGUUGUGUCUGGUGAUAGCGUAUAAAUGCAGGUUUCGCCAACCAUAUUUUGGAUUUUUUUCUCAUUGAACUUGAUUAGUUUUGUCUCUUAAACAUGUAUGCUCUAGAACUCCUUGUAUUUACUAGGUUUCCAGUGUAGAUUUUCAUGACUACAGGUUUCUGCAAGAUAUUUGUAUCCACAAUUACUGCAGACAUGACUGAAAGGAGGUACUUGAAACUCCCUCCCGCCCCAACCCCGCCCCAGAUAUUUUGAAAUAUGCAAGUUGUGUAUUAAAGGAUAACCACAUGAAUCAGAUAAGGAGGAAAUUAGUAGUUGUAGAGGA
This is a messenger RNA of Momordica charantia (bitter melon), 1041 nucleotides long. It is a transcript of the gene NRPE5, whose product is annotated as Eukaryotic rpb5 RNA polymerase subunit family protein. Gene Ontology annotation, molecular function: DNA binding. Gene Ontology annotation, biological process: transcription by RNA polymerase II; tRNA transcription by RNA polymerase III; transcription elongation by RNA polymerase I. The record is from RefSeq and is a predicted model, not a curated record. NCBI's taxonomy places the organism in Eukaryota, Viridiplantae, Streptophyta, Magnoliopsida, Cucurbitales, Cucurbitaceae.